AUGCAGUGCCUCAUGAGUACCCGUAGUCACAUCCAGUGACGAAGAGAGUAGCCUUUGGUUGCAGCUCUGUGAAGCGUGACAUUAAUACAUUGGGAUUGAACUAGGAGAUUUCCUUAUUGUUAUGAUAUAAGAGCAGAACCAUGGCAGCCCAGAAGAUAAACGAAGCCCACGAGCACAUCGCCAAAGCUGAAAAAUACUUAAAAACCAGUUUCAUGAAGUGGAAACCCGACUAUGACAGUGCAGCUUCAGAGUAUGCAAAAGCAGCUGUUGCUUUUAAAAAUGCAAAACAAUUAGAUCAAGCAAAAGAAGCCUACCUGAAUGAAGCCCAGGCACAUACAGAUAACAGAGCUCUUUUCCAUGCUGCAAAAGCAAUUGAACAAGCAGGCAUGAUGUUAAAGGAGAUGCAACGAAUGCCUGAAGCAAUUCAGUAUAUUGAGAAAGCAAGCAUGAUGUAUGUGGAGAAUGGUACACCAGACACUGCAGCAAUGGCAUUGGAUCGGGCUGGCAAAUUGAUAGAGCCUAUAAACCUGGAAAAGGCAGUGGAACUUUAUCAACAGGCUGCGUCCGUGUUCGAAAAUGAAGAUCGUUUACGGCAGGCGGUGGAACUAUUGGGAAAAGCCUCCCGACUACUGGUCAGGGCUCGCAGAUUUGAUGAAGCCGCUGCAUCCAUACAGAAAGAGAAGAACAUAUAUAAAGACAUCGAAAAUUAUCCUACAUGCUUUAAGAAAACAAUUGCACAAGUGCUUGUUCACCUUCACAGAAAUGACUUUGUUGCUGCAGACAGAUGUGUCAGAGAAAGCUACAGUAUCCCAGGGUUCAACAGCAGUGAAGACUGUGGAGCGAUGGAGAAGCUUUUAGAAGGCUAUGAUCAGCAAGAUGAGGACCAAGUAUAUUCCGUGUGUAACUCUCCUCUAAUCAAGUACAUGGACAAUGAUUAUGCCAAAUUGGCUCUGAGUUUAAGGGUCCCAGGAGGGGGUACCAAGAAGAAAUCUCCUGAAACUCCCAAGAACGGAGAUGGAGGCUCAAGGGUGGAGCAGGAAGAUGAUGAGUACUCUGGGGGACUCUGCUAAUCCUGGACAUGCUGUAAUCUUUCCGAUACUACCUUACAUUAAUUAAGACAUUUGUAGACCAGCAACAGUGCCAGGUAUUGACAGAACCUUGAGAAUGCCUUUUAAAGUUAAUUGCAGGGGUGCAACAGAUAUACACUGCUACACAUUGAAAUAUUGUAUUUUAGAACAUAUUUAAGCCUUUUUGCUGUUCUGAGAAAGCAUGAGCAGAUAUUAUAUUACAGCAAACAGUGCUUGCGCAUUAUGGUUGAAUAAAGGCAUGUACACACCCUUAUUAAACAAAUA
This is a messenger RNA of Polyodon spathula (Mississippi paddlefish), 1352 nucleotides long. Its product is annotated as gamma-soluble NSF attachment protein-like. Bases 141 to 1070 code for a protein of 309 amino acids. Gene Ontology annotation, biological process: intracellular protein transport. Gene Ontology annotation, cellular component: vacuolar membrane; SNARE complex. The record is from RefSeq and is a predicted model, not a curated record. Gene Ontology annotation, molecular function: syntaxin binding; soluble NSF attachment protein activity. Lineage: Eukaryota; Metazoa; Chordata; Actinopteri; Acipenseriformes; Polyodontidae. The transcript has 12 exons.